This is a messenger RNA of Strongylocentrotus purpuratus (purple sea urchin), 4685 nucleotides long. Its product is annotated as macrophage metalloelastase. The coding region runs from base 514 to 2256 and encodes 580 amino acids. Lineage: Eukaryota; Metazoa; Echinodermata; Echinoidea; Camarodonta; Strongylocentrotidae. Gene Ontology annotation, molecular function: zinc ion binding; metalloendopeptidase activity. The transcript has 8 exons. The record is from RefSeq and is a predicted model, not a curated record. Gene Ontology annotation, cellular component: extracellular matrix. Gene Ontology annotation, biological process: extracellular matrix organization; collagen catabolic process; proteolysis.
CACAAUUACGCGUUGCCCAGGCUGUGAACGUCCCAACCUUCUAAAAAAAACUCUUGUCUGUCCACCGAUCUCUCACCCCCUCCUAACUACAUUCCAGCAAUAUUCCCCUUCCUCGUUCAUUCUCGGUUUACACUCGUUCACUUUUCAUGUGUCCUAUUCCUUCAGAAUCCGUCUGCCAAGUUGGCGGUUGUAGUUUUUUUUAAGCGCCCACUUUAAGCGGCAUCUGCGGAAUCACGUGCGGCUUCGACGAAGGAUCAGCAAGGGGUUAGUACUAUUGAUCGAGUGUGCCAGUGCUCCAGUCUCGGCUCCUAGUCCAGCCCUGCCUCACGGGAGAAUAAGGAAGUGCCCCCAUCAACAUUGAUCUGUAAAACAACUCCUGAAAGCGAAGGGUUACUUGGAAUUAUACUCUCAUUAAUUAAGAACCUCGUAUCAUUCUUGGAGCUGUAAGGUUGAUUACCUGAGCUCUGUUCUUCAAAUACUUAUAGACGCAAGGAUCGUCAUCAAACAUUAACCAUGUUCAAAACGAAUUCUUUACGAGCCAGCCCACGGCUUCUGGUGAUCUUGGGAUUAUGUAUACUGCCUGUUUCAGUUCUUGGCCAAUUCUGGCAAGGGAAUACCGAUGGAGAGUACGCAAACCUUGAUCAGGACUAUCCCAAUAAUUACAAUAAUUACCACUAUCCCCAGUACCAAGGUAUGGGGCCCUAUGGCCAGCAACAGCAGCAGCCGCAGGGUCAGGCCACCGUGAGCUCCAAUGCAGAUUCCGAUGAGGAUUUAGACCCAGAGGAUGUUGCCUUCAUGAAGACAUACAUGCAAAAGUUUGAGUACACGAGCUCAACGAGAGGGGUAGAGGACCCCGAGGAGACCCGGAUUGCCAUCAUGAGACUGCAGAAGAUGGCUGGCCUCACACCUACAGGUAUGUUCAACAACGAGACCAUAGCCAGGAUCAGGAACAGCAAGAGAUGCGGGAACUCAGACAAGCCAGUGGAUACAAAUGAGAUGAGGAGGAGGAGAUAUGCCAUACAACAUGGAUGGUCAAAGAGGAAAAUUACUUGGGCAGUAAAGAACUAUACGCCUGAUAUGCAACGAGCGACCACCACCCGCGUGCUCGUCACCUCCUUCCAAGUCUGGAGCGACGUCGCCAUGCUCGAAUUCCAGCAGACCAAAUUCCCAAGAGCCGACAUCCUCGUCCAGUUCGCCAGAGGAAAUCACGGUGACGGAUACGCUUUCGAUGGACAGGGCGGAACCCUCGCCCAUGCCUACUUCCCUGGUGACGGCAUCGGUGGCGAUGUCCAUUUCGACGAGGACGAGUCGUUUACUGAUGAAACCAUGCGUGGUACCAACUUAUUUAUUGUAGCUGCCCACGAAAUCGGCCACAGUCUUGGCUUGGCCCAUUCUGACGUCAGUAGCUCGUUGAUGGCGCCCUACUACCAAGGAUAUCAGUCCAGUUUCUCGCUCCAUACUGAUGAUAUCAAGGGCAUCCGGAGUCUGUACGGGGCCCGAAACCAGCCUCCCAACCGACCCCGCCCCCCUCCAGGCAAACCCACCAUACCCAACAAAGGUCCCAAGGAUAGAUCCAUCUGCAAUGCACGUAUCAACACCGUGGCCUAUGGAACAAUCGCUGGACAACCGACACCCACUCUAUACAUCUUCAGUGGAGAGCAAUUCUGGGUAAAGCGAGGAAACGAUGCUGUAUCAAACGCCCUCCAGACGGAGUCAGUCUUUGUUGAUAUGCAGGAUAUACCUGAUGCAGCAUUUAUUCGAACAUUCAGAGGACAAAAGAGAAUGGUCUUCUUUUCAGGAAGUAAAAUAUGGGAAUUUUCACAAGGUGUGUACCAGCCUCGAAACAUAUUGGAACGUACAGGAAUUAGGACCAACAAAAUCGACGCAGCGUUCAAAUGGGCCAGGAACAACAAAAUAUACUUGUUUUCAAGAGGACUUUACUGGCGACUCGAUGAGAAUACAAUGAGAGCUGAAUCGGGCUAUCCAAGGGUCAUCAAGGAUAACUGGAGAGGAAGACCUGGACCUUUCAACGCCGUCUGGACGGAGAAUAAAGAUCGCACAAGUUAUUUUCUUAUCGGAGGGCAAGUGAGUACAUUUAAGGAUAACGAAGUUUAUUUCGUCACCCCUAAGAAAAGCUUCGCUUCUGAUUGGCUCAUGUGCGGACAAAACAUUGGAUCAGGCACCAACGCACCAAUCACAGUCUCCGGUACACUUCUCCUCGCAUCGACUUUAGCAGCAAUGAAAGGCAUGCUAUAAUUGGACAAAAGUUUCUCUCCCCACCAUAAAUGUGGUUCUCCGAUUGUUAAAAAUUUGGACUUAAUGUUGUGUCUGUUUGAUCUCUUAGCAAAUCACCGUAACCGGACAGUAGUCUUAAAGUUUUUGAUAUUUUUCACCACAAAAAUAUAGUGCAAUAUUAGAAAUUAAACCAUUUGAAUAUGGUUUAAUAAUCAAUUCAAUCAAUCGGCUGUCUUUCAGUUUUCCAUAUUUUAACCUCAAAAUAUACAUAGUGCAAUAUUUGAAAUUUUAAAGUUAAACUCUUUGAUAUCAAGGUAUCAACGGUGAUCUUCUUCGUUUAGGAUCAAAAUAAAACUUACAUUGGAGGGAGGGUCUAUCUUUGGGGGCAUUUACCCCCUCCCCGAGAUUAAGGAUUCUUGGUGUACUCUGCUUCCAAGAUUUUGAUGUCUGCCCCUAUAAUUAUAGCUCCUGCCAAAAUAUUCAAUUGACAUCUAUAAUGUGAAAUAUCCAUGAUCUUGGGAUUUACCAUACUGGUGUGCCAUAAGAAUUGUGACCAAGAACCGCAUGCCCAUCAAAAAACCACCAAUAAGUCGCCAAAAUUUAAAUUAAUCCAUCAAGCUCAAAAUCAGACAAACAAAACACUGCUAAAAAACAACUAAUAGAUAUUUCGGAGCCUCCAAAAUUUGAAAUUGCAUAGAAGAAACUAUAAUAUUUUAGGACAUUAUUAAAAAGAAAACCCUGAAAUUUGACCAACCUGACCAAAUACACCUAUUAAGCUCUAAUUGAAAAAAAAAUUUAAAACCAUGCAACUGUUUUGUGGUUUUGUGGUUCCCGGUCGCAAUAAUUGUUACACAAAUUAUCAUACUUCAUUCCUUAGUUUUUUCCUCUAAUCAUCACAAUCUUUUUUUUUAAGGACUUGGGGUUUGAAUGUUGUUGUUUUUAUAAUUAUUUUGUUUGUGAUCGGUUUCGUUUAAGUAUGUAUCUUUUAAUCUAUUAUAUAGAUUAUGCUGACGUGUUCCUAAGUUGUUCAUGUACAGCUUUGUCAAUAAUAUUGUAUAUUAUUUUAUAUUUAUGUUUUAUAAGCCUUAUAGACGUCGAUACAAUUUUAUUAUAUUAUCAAAGUACGCUAGGAUUGAGAUGAUUUGUUUUUCUAAAACUUAAUGAAUGAAAAUGGUUUUACUAAUGAGCCCAAGCCAGUGCGAUACCUCUGUUGGAUAGAGGUAUAAGGCUAUUCUCCUUAAUAAGCAUCAUCGUUCAUAGUAGCUGUUCCUAAUGCCAUUGAAUAUAGUAUUAUCUGGCGUCACAUGCAUAUUCACAGUCUUCAAAACUUAAAUAAGUAGGAACUCUAAAAUGUAUACUAGCUAUAUUUAGAAAUGAUUAUGAUAUUCAUAUGAAGUUUUUUAAAUCGCAUCCAAAUGCACGUAACUUGCGAAGUACACAUGACGAGCUGCUUCAAAAGCUACCUCACACAAAAACAAAAGUAACUCUUGGAGAUUGCGCUUUCUGUUGCUGUCUUCAAGUUUUGUUGAAGACACACUUGUUUUCAGAAGCUUUUGAAUAGUUUUGUGUGUGCGUGUUUGUAAAGUAGCACUGUUAGGAGUUUUGUUUUCAUCACAGCACAGUAGAUUAUAUUUAUAUAGUAGCUGAGCUAUAUAAAAUUUGAUCUAAUUAUCAUUAUUAUUAUGAGUAAGAAUAUUCACUAAUGAAAAGCAUAGAGUUUAUUUAAGAUCAUCUCUUUUUUUCUUCAUGAAUCUGUUUAGUACUUGUUUACAUUAAUCAACGUGUAUAGUAUAAUCUGCUAUUUGUGGACGUAGUCAAAUUGUGUGUACAUAGUUUCUCAUGCUAAACAAACUAAAUGCGCUUUCUAAAACCGAGGGAAUAUUAUUAUUAUUUAAAAUAUUACAAAUUGUAAUGGUCGUAAUACAACACCAAAUCAAGAAUGACUCGCAUAAGUUGUAAUAAAUUCGUUACCAUAAUAUUUACAUUGCAUAUUAUUAUUAUGUCAAAAUGUACAAGUUUUUGGUAGGCAAUUCAUAAUACGUCGUAUUGAACAUGUUUAACGGUUAUUUAUUUCAUAAAAUAUGACCAAGUAGUAUAAAAAGGCGGUGUCUAAAUAAUAAUGUUUUUGUUUUCCCUAAAAAAAAUGUUUACUCACGAACACUUUCAUUUGAUUCCUAAAACGUCGUAUUGAACAUGUCUCACGGUUAUAGAUUUCAUAAAAUAUGACCAAGUAGUAUUACAUGGCGGUGUCUAAAUAAUAAUGUUUCUGUUUUCACUAAAAACUUGCAUUUUUACUAACGAAUACUUUCAUUUGAUUUUGAAUUUCUCUCGAUCUUGCAGCUGCAUAUGAUUGUGCUUUCACUAUUUCUAAAACUGAUCAUCAUUGUAAUAAAUGUGUCGAGGAAAUAAAUGAGAUUAAAAGGGAAUGUGAUAUAUAUUUUCAAUGACCA